Plectropomus leopardus (leopard coralgrouper) is the source of this 485-nucleotide messenger RNA. The record is from RefSeq and is a predicted model, not a curated record. Lineage: Eukaryota; Metazoa; Chordata; Actinopteri; Perciformes; Serranidae.
UGCAAGGAAUGAACAGACUGUUUGUGUUAUAUAGGGAGUUGUUCUCCUCUCUGAGCAGCGAGUUGUGUGCUGUUAUUUUCAGACGGAGUGUGAUCGAGGCGGUGUACAACAAGCUGAACCCUCACAGAGAAGAGGAAGGGGCCUGUGCGGGGGGAGAGGAGGAGAGUGAGGAGGGAGGUGGCAGCACGGCGGCUCAUCUGCUGGAGGCUCUGCGGCAGUUCCGCCUGCACCACCGGGGGCAGUACCGCACGGUGCUGGAGGAGUCCCUGGCCGCCUACCACCUGCGGGGGGAGAGUGCUGCGGAGGGAGCAGGGGAGGGCAGAAGGAACUUCGGCGACGACGAGGGCGACGAUGAUGACAACGACGGCCAGCAGCAGACCGCCUCCCCUCCCACUCCCCCCUCGCCCCCGCCCUCACCCGCCACUGCAGAGCCGGAGGCCAGCCAAGAUGCGCCCGCCCCUGAGUUCAAUCCCUCCUUUGACUGA